Clupea harengus (Atlantic herring) is the source of this 3203-nucleotide messenger RNA. RefSeq names its product ankyrin repeat and SOCS box containing 4 (gene asb4). Gene Ontology annotation, molecular function: protein binding. Gene Ontology annotation, biological process: intracellular signal transduction. The record is from RefSeq and is a predicted model, not a curated record. NCBI's taxonomy places the organism in Eukaryota, Metazoa, Chordata, Actinopteri, Clupeiformes, Clupeidae.
UGAGACGUGCGUGUGUGUGUAUGUUUUAUUUGUAUGAACUGGUGAGAAGAAAUUGGGUUUAAGGUUGCUGCUGUCCGUGAAUGUUGCUAGUCGUGGGGAUAAUCAAAAGGUACUGAGCAGGGUUUUGAAUGAGGGUCAGUCAAUGACCUGUUGCGUAGAUCUAUAGUACUGCACAAAGCAGAAUUUGUCUUUUAUUUGACAGUUUCUUUCUCUCUUUUUUUGCAUUCUCUUACACUACUGAGGCAUCAAAAUGGCAGCUAUCGUAUCUGUCACAUACUGGAAGAAUUGUACCCGAUGCUGUCAUAUGAUCGUUUAUCUUAAUCUUUUUUUCUCUUUUUUUUCGAUUUCGAUUUUGCUUGUUAAUUGUUAUUGUUUUUCUCUGAUGGAGUAAUUCCUAUGACUCAGUGGGAAAGGUUUUGAGUCAGGCCGUGUGCUUUGACGCACACCUAAACUGUCGCGCAGACAGGACGGCCUGCCGAACGGUGUGUUUUUUCCGUUACGUCUCACCUGCAUGAAGGAAUCCCUGGGCGCCAUGUUUGCCCUGACUGCUCCAGAACCAUGUCCAGUCCAACCCCACGUCUCCCCUCCCCUCUCCUCUCCUCUCCUGCCUCAUUUUCAGUUUUGUGAACGUGAGGCGGAGCUCCCCCCAUGCAAGGCCACUGCCUUAUGUUGCUGUGUAUAUACACCUCCUCAAGAUGACAUUGCAGUCAAAGAAAUACAAUGAAACUUCAUUUCAGAACAAGACUCGAAUCUGUGUGUUUUUUGCCUACUGUCUGAGUUGAUAAAUUGAGGUCAUACAACAUUCAGAAACAUACACACAACGCCACAGUUCAUAUGAUACUGUGCCUUAAAAUAGUAUAUAGUAUAGUAUACCACACAAGUACCUUACCACUUAUAUAGUAUAUAUGGUUAAGGUACUUUUUAUAUAAAUGGCUUACAUAAUAACAAAUAAGUCAACUAUCUAAUAUUGCCUUUUCUCAACUGGUUAUUGGAAAGACCUACACAACAGUAGCUGUUAGAGGGUGGCAAGUUAAAUAGUAUGUGCUGCUGACAAGCAUCCCUGACCUACAUUCAUGUUCGUAGAACUAUUUACAACGACUCUUGGGAAGUUACUAUCAUCGUUCCUUCAUGUGACCGCAAGCAUAUAGCUAUAUGCAGUUGAGUGCCUUGCUUGUUUAUGCACAGGGACACCCUGCCUAUGCAUGUAGUCAGAUGACUACAAUGUCUGUGCACUCCCCCACUCAAGUCUAUAAAUAACUAACCUAAUUUUACCCCGGGGGAGGAGGGGGGGUAAAAGUCACUCUCCUUACCACCCUUCACGUAGCCAAGCCUUCAAGAAAGUCACACGCAGAGGGUGUGUGCGAAAGAGAGUUUGUGUGUGGCAUGGUCACUCAACGUCUGCCAUGCAAUGGGACUUAGUUUUUCCCAUCAACACGUGGUGACAGGAGAGGAGACCCCCAAGCGAGUGUCCAUGGAGGAGUCAAGGGCGUCCAGGGUGGAGUCUGCCCGGCAACUGAAGGCCCGCUUCCUGCUGGCCCUGCAGGAGGACGAUGCACAGGAGGUGAAGAGGAUCCUCCGCACCACCAGCAUAGACAUAGACACUGUGCUUGAGGUGGAGGACCGAGACAAGGUCCUGGCUUCCUACAAGCAAGGCUACUGGUUGCCCGACUACAAGCUGGAGUCGUCGUGGGCGAUGGGCAUCCACGUGUGCAUGAUGUACAACUCUCUGGCGUGCGCCUCAGUGCUGCUGGAGAGCGGCGCCGCCAUGAACGGCACGCCCAACGGGAAGACACCGCUGCACGUGGCCUGCGCGGUCUCCCACGGCGACUGCGUGGCCCUGUUGCUGAACCACGGGGCCAGGGUCAACAGGCUGUCGCUCAGCGGCCACGCGGCCCUGCACUACUGCAUCACCAGCCAGUCGGUGGAAUGCGCCCAGCACCUCAUUCUCAAAGGUGCCGAUGUGAACAUGGCCAGCCAGAGCAGCGAUGAGGACACACCACUGCUCACAGCGGCCCGCUUCGGCGUUCCAGCGCUAGCAGCGCUGUACCUGACCAACGGCGCCGACGUUAACGUCAGUAACUCGCGUUUUGAGACGCCGCUCAUCACUGCCACCUACUGGGCGUUCUGUACACGCGAGCAGACCCUGAACCCCGAUCACCACCUGGUGUGUCGCAUCCUCCUCGACCACGGAGCCGCCCUGGAGAUGCGGGAGGACGACUGCAAAACCGCGCUGCACAAGGCGGCCUGGAAUGCAGACCACGUGAUGAUAGAGAUGCUGCUGGCCGCCGGUGCCGAUUCCCAGGCGAUGGACAUGAACGGCUGCUCGCCCAUCCAGUACCUGCUCAAAGUCACGCCGGUGCGGCCCGCCUCCGUCCCUGAGCUCUGCUAUCAGCUGAUGCUCAACCACGGCGGGGCCCGCGUCUACCCGCCUCAGUUCCACAAGGUCCUGCAGGCCUGCCAUGGUUUCCCCAGGGCGGUGGAGGUCAUGGUGAACUCCUACGAGCGCAUCAAAGCCACCAAGAAGUGGAAGACAUCUAUCGCUGAUGAAUCCUAUCAGCAACACAAGGAGUUCUACGACUCCAUGUUCGCCGUGUGCUCCAACAAGCCCCGGAGCUUGAUGCACUUGGCCCGCUGUGCCAUACGUGCCAAGAUGCUGUGGCGGUGCCACAAGGGGGCCCACGAGCUCCCCAUCCCACCCUCCAUGGUGCGAUACAUCCUCCUGGAGCCAGAGGGAUUCAUAUACUGAUGUUUGGACAGUCCAGGAGCAGCUUCAAAACAUAUUUCCCCAGAGUGCCUAUCUGUCCUAGGAGUUUGCUGGUGUGAACCUCUGAACAGGCCUCAUUCAGAGGUGUUAUCCUGUGAACAUUUCUGGACUUCUGCCAAGGAGUAAUGGGAUGGCUGUUUCAGAAUGGAACAGCUUCAGUCUACUGCAGCAGCUUAUUCACAGCAGCACUCGGGGAUGACUCACACCUGCAUGCAGAGGUUUUUUUUCUUCUUUUCUCUCUGUCUGUCCAUUCUUCUGAGGACGUCUCCCUACUCACUGUGCACUGAAAGCUCUGCAGUGGAACAAUAAUGCUACCCUUACCUGACUUCCAAAUGGUUUCCUCAUCACCAAUGAAAGUAGAAAAGUCCUCACUAAAACAAGACGGAGAGCGCACAUCACACCAGUAUUAAAAUCACUGCACUGGCUACCUGUUAGUUUU